GAGAGAGACAGAGAGAGAGAGAGAGAAGAUCCGCCAAUCACAAAACACUUUGUACUAUCGACAUUCCCUCCAUAAUCCAUUCCUGCUGCAAAAAUCAUAACUCAACUACAAACAUUCAGAAACGUAGAAGAGAAUUUCAAAUUUGUAUUGGGUUUUUGAAUUCCCACUGUUUCACUCAAUGGUGGGCGUGGGUGCACAGGGUCUCAAAGCAACUUCCUUUUUCCCAUUUGAAAAGAUUUCAGCUCCCAACAUAUCAGUCUUCAAGAACCCCACUUCAGAUUCCAGAGGAUUUUCUUCCAAACAGAACUCUUUUCUCAGAGGUCAAUUCCAUACCAAAUACUUUCUUGGCUUCUUCUCCAAUCGUGCUCCACGAAAUCAAGCGGGGCUUGUGGUUUCACCAAGCUGUGUCCUUCCAUUAACUGAAGAAAAUGUGGAGAAGGUUUUGGACCAAGUACGGCCUGGCUUGAUGGCUGAUGGAGGGAAUGUUGUUUUACAUGAGAUAGAUGGCCUUGUUGUGGUACUAAAGCUACAAGGUGCUUGUGGGUCAUGUCCAAGCUCAACUAUGACACUAAAGAUGGGAAUUGAAACUCGGCUUCGAGAUAAAAUACCAGAAAUUAUGGCCGUGGAGCAGAUCCUGGACACGGAGACAGGACUUGAGCUUAAUGAGGAGAACGUCGAAAAGGUUCUUGCUGAGAUUAGGCCAUACCUAGCGGGUACAGGAGGUGGAAUUCUUGAGCUUAUUCAGAUCAAUGACUAUGUUGUCAAAGUUCGGCUUAGUGGACCUGCAGCUGGAGUUAUGACAGUCCGUGUCGCUCUUACACAAAAAUUGAGGGAAAAGAUACCUGUCAUUGCGGCUGUCCAGCUAACAGAAUGACAUGUACACUGAAAAACAUUGUCCACAGCAAGCAGAAGAUAGUUUUCCAUUUUACAUUUAUUGUUAAUCUACAUUAAGCACUUGUUAUAUUAAAACCAAUUUGGUCAGUCUUCUUGUUUCUUUCUAUUUUAAUUGCUUUAGAAAGAAGACAGGGUCUAGACCGCGUAACAGGACGUUGUAUGCGAAAACUUGCAGGAUCAGUCAAUUUUAAAUGAAAUGGAUACUAUCUAUUUUAUGGUCA
Molecule: messenger RNA, 1115 nt
Organism: Alnus glutinosa
Lineage: Eukaryota; Viridiplantae; Streptophyta; Magnoliopsida; Fagales; Betulaceae
Product: nifU-like protein 3, chloroplastic
Exons: 4
Coding region: 179-874 (231 amino acids)
Biological process (GO): iron-sulfur cluster assembly
Cellular component (GO): chloroplast stroma; mitochondrion
Molecular function (GO): iron-sulfur cluster binding; iron ion binding
Source: RefSeq, a predicted model, not a curated record